UAUACAAACCGCGUUCUGCUCCAAAACAGCCCACUGUAUAUUACAAAACUAGUAGAGGAUGUGGUUGAUGACAGUGCUCGUUAUGUAACAACUCUCUGUUACACCCAAGAUGUUGUCGAUCCUCUGCUAUUCACUACUUCGGGAGAAGAGCAUGUCAUCCCAAAAGAGGGCAUAAAGGGGGUUGUAAGCAGCAUUACAGUUGUUGACAAUGAAACUGUUGAAAUAGAUGAGGGGGAGUAUUAUCUGCUCCUGGCCUUGGUGAACGGACCCACUGACACCACCUCUCCCAAUGAAGCUGAUAAAGAACCUUUUGCAGAGAGCGUUGAUGGACAAGGUGACGAGGAUUCGAUCACCAUGGACGCUAACCGACCUCGG
Porites lobata is the source of this 375-nucleotide messenger RNA. Lineage: Eukaryota; Metazoa; Cnidaria; Anthozoa; Scleractinia; Poritidae. The record is from the annotation of a GenBank genome assembly.